Chenopodium quinoa (quinoa) is the source of this 1996-nucleotide messenger RNA. RefSeq lists its product as uncharacterized. The record is from RefSeq and is a predicted model, not a curated record. NCBI's taxonomy places the organism in Eukaryota, Viridiplantae, Streptophyta, Magnoliopsida, Caryophyllales, Amaranthaceae. Gene Ontology annotation, molecular function: protein binding. The coding region runs from base 97 to 1899 and encodes 600 amino acids. The transcript has 6 exons.
ACUUGCUUAUGUGGACGGUUCGUGGAAAACACACUUAAUUUGGUAAAAUUGACAACAGAUUCAAUUCGUUUCAAUGACAACAACAACUAGAAGAAGAUGAAGAUCACAGUAAUGACCGCCGAUGAGAAAUUCAUCUCCUUAGAUGUCGACCCCGACGAAGCUGUCGAAAAUGUCAAGGCUUUGCUUGAAGUCGAGAGUGGGGUGGUGUUGCAGCAGCAACAAUUGAUGUACAAUGGCAAGGAGAUGAAUAACCAUGACAAACUCAGUGUACUCGGUGUUUGCGAUGGCGAUUUGAUCAUGAUGCUUUCUAAUGCUGCUCCUCCUUCUCGUCCAUCUUCAAGUGACCUUGCCCUCAGUCCUGAUGGUUCUGCUGUCAACCCUGCUGCUGCUUUUCAGCAGCAAGUUCGUGGAGAUUCUAAUCUGAUGGCUCAAUUGUAUCAGGAAUCUCGUUCCUUGACUAAUAAGGGAUAUGGGUUGAAGAAGUGGCGAAGGAUUAGAAGAAAAUAUGUUGUUAUCACCAAGGAAACGGAUUUGGAAAAGGAAAAGGAUUAUGAUUCCGAUUCUACUGCUGGUAGAAUGCUCAAGAGAGGGUCUGCUAACAUUUUGAAUGACAAUGUUGUUUCUUCAAUGUCACCUAAUCACAACAAUUCAGCUGCUGCUGUUGUUGACACUUUCAAUGUCGGUGCGGAUUCCGAUAACAGUGAGGACAGCCAUAGCCAUCGGAGUAGCAGCAAGUCAUCAACGGCUGCUAGCCAUCCCAAGAUCUCUCUUCGAGCUUCAACUCAAGCUCAUCAUCCGCAUCCGAAUCAGCGCAGGCCCAACAAACCCAUCUUGAAUCAACCUCAGCCUCAGACUCAUCCCGACCCUAUCAAGAAACAGAAACCCAGAGAAACCUCCCCCCUUUCUAGCAUGGAGUCUGAUUCCAGAAGUUCUUUUCGCGAUCAUCUUCCGACUCCAAAUCCCUCAACCUUUGAUGCAGCCCAUCCCCAUCCCCAUCCCCUGCCUUCGCCACCACCCUGUCAACAACAACUUCCCUCUACUCUUACUGGAACUACUAAUUUUGGUCUUUCAUCAGAUUCUUCAGAUCAAUUGUCCUCCACUGCUUACCAUGGGAACACUAAGGUCUCCACUGACAGCGAUCCUCUUCUCGACUCUCUCUUGCUGCUCCAAUCUGCCCAACUUGCUCUUCAAACAGAAGUUCAGAAGUUUGGGGAGAUAGGCAAGGGCAUUUGUUCAUUGUGCGAUGACUCUGACAAGACUAGUGGUGUUCCUGUCCCAUCUUUGUCUGUUGAUCCUUUAGUCUACAUGGAAAAUGCUUUUGAUGGUUGGAGUGAGUUUAAUCAUGCCUAUUUGAGCAAGAUUGUCCAAACUCUUGAAAGACAGCUGAAUGAAGCUGAAGGUAGCCUCAAGGAGAAGGAACUGAGGAUUGCUGAACUAGAAACAAUGAGAAGUAUGGAAUCACCUCAAGAAAGUGUAAGGAGCACUAUGGAGCAGCAAAGUAAAAGAUACAUAGUAAUGGAAGUUGAGCUGCAGGAUCUUUUCAUGAAAAAACUUGAAGCUGAAGUUCAGUCAGUUGUGAUAGCAAGAUCUUCCAAGGAAUUCAGUGUUCUUGUUGAAGAUAGCAUAUUGAGGGAGCAAAUUUCUCUAAGUAAGGAGCAAGCACAAUCUCCAAAAUUGGCAGUGAGUGUAGAAAACAAGGCUGUCAUUCUAAAAGGGCAAGCUGAGAAGUUGGAUGCACUGUAUGGUGAUAUCUUUGGUGGUGAAGAGAUUCAGAAGAUGCAGAAACGAGUAUUUAAGUUUACAAAAUGCCUUAUUUUUCAAUUGGUUUUGCUGGUCUUAGUAUUUGCACUGUUUGUCAUGCAACUAGUACCCAAAUCAGCAAUGGUUGUACCCACUUAAUAGUUAAUACACUCUAUUUAUGGGGUUAGGUGAUUUCUUUUUCAUCUUGUAAUCCUGGGUUGAAUUAAGAUAUAUGAUUAAUUUUCUUUUCUUUUUA